Meriones unguiculatus (Mongolian gerbil) is the source of this 1488-nucleotide messenger RNA. It is a transcript of the gene Gtf3a, whose product is annotated as general transcription factor IIIA. Gene Ontology annotation, cellular component: nucleus. The record is from RefSeq and is a predicted model, not a curated record. Lineage: Eukaryota; Metazoa; Chordata; Mammalia; Rodentia; Muridae.
GCGGAAUCCGCGUGUGGAGACGCCCGCGGCGCCGCCCGUGAGGAGGAUUCGCGUCGGGGCAGCAGCGGCGCCGGAUUCCGCGCGGCGACAUCGUCCAGGAGGGCGGAAGCGCUCACGGCGGGCGCAGGACCGCGCGGGAGUCGAUUGCGAGGAGAAGCCGGAAGGUCCCACGGGGCGCGAAGGUUCCGGUCCGCGCUGGAUCCCGCCGCGUUGGCGGAGGCGGCGGAGUCUGCGGAGGCGGCGGCGGCCGAGGCGGUGGCGUCGCUGCGCGUGGACGACGCCUUCGCGCCCGCCUCGGCCCCGCCCCCUCCCCGUGCACGCGCAGCCGCCGCCACGUUCAUCUGCUCCUUCGCCGGCCGCGGCGCCGCCUACAACAAGGCCUGGAAGCUGGACGCGCACCUGCUCGCGCACACGGGGGAGCGUCCCUUCAGGUGUGAGCACGCGGGCUGCGGGAAGGCGUUCACGCGCGACUUCCACCUCCGCCGCCACGCGCUGGUGCACACGGGCGAGAGGCCGUUCACGUGCGAGGAGCCGGGCUGCGCGCAGGCGUGCUCGACCCGGGCGAACCUGCGGCGCCACGUGCAGCGCAAGCACCGGGCCGCGAGGACGCCGUUCGCGUGCGACGUGGACGGCUGCGGCGCCGCCUUCAGGAAGCACCAGCAGCUGCGCGUGCACCGCUGUGAGCACACGGGGGAGUCGCCCUUCCGGUGCCCGCACGAGGGCUGCGAGCGAACCUUCUCCUCGGCCUCCAGACUCCGGCGUCACGGGAAGGUGCACGAGGGCUACCCGUGCCGGAAGGGCUGCGGCUUCGUGGGGAGGACGUGGACCGAGCUGCUGCGACACACGCGUGAGUCACACCAAGAGGCGUCCUCGUGCCCCGCGUGCGGGCGGAGCUUCCGGCGGCCGGAGCAGCUGCGGCGUCACGCGGCGGCGCACGCGCCCGAGCGGCCCGUGUGGCGGUGCGCGCGGCCGGGCUGCGCCCGCGCGUACACGAGUGCGGGGAACCUGCGCGCCCACGUGCUGGGCUUCCACGAGGGGCUGCGGCCCUUCGCGUGCGCGCGCCCGGGCUGCGGCCGCGCCUUCGCCUCCAAGCAGAGCCUCGAGAGACACGGCGCCACGCACGAGCCCGGCAGGAGCGCGAGGGUGAGCGGGGGUCGGGCUCGCACACGCGUGUGCACACGCACACACACAGCCGGCAGGAGCAGGAGGGUGUGCGGGGUCGGGGUUGGCACAUACACACGCGCACGCACCCACACGCACACAUGUACACGCAAGACCACGCACAUGCACGCACACACGUGUGCACACACGCACGCACACGCGUGUACUGAGCCGCCGUCUCCCCGCAGGUGAGGACCCCGCGUGGGAGGCGCAGCCUGGCCUCGCGCCUCAGCGGCUUCGACCCCCGGGGGCUGGGGGCGCGGGCGCGUGUGAACACGCGUGUCAGGCGGCUCCCGGUGCCGGCCCAGUAAAGUCACCGUCUCCCGG